AUGGAGACCCUCCUCAACCUCCCGCCCACCCGGCUAGCCUUGCUUCUUCUCACCCUCACCCUCACCAGCAUCCUCCUGCUCACCCGGCUCCACCGCGUCCACACCCGCCGGCAAUUCGCCCAGCAGCACGGCUGCAAGCCCAUCACGCACUACAGCAACAAAGACCCGAUCCUGGGCCUGGACGAGAUCUACCGCGGCAUCACGACGGCCAAGCGGCACCAAGCCCUGGAAUCCAUCACGCAGCGGUUCCAGCAGCACGGGCACACGUUCGCCUCGCGGCGCCUGCUGAAAUACAUCAUCGUGACCAUCGAGCCCGAGAACAUCAAAACGAUCCUCUCGACCCGCUUCAGGGACUACGGCCUGGCGCACCGCCGCCCGAUCUUCCAGCCCCUGCUGGGCGAGGGCAUCUUCGACACCGACGGCGCGCACUGGGCCGCCUCGCGCGCGCUCAUCCGCCCCAACUUCACCAAGGACCAGGUCGCCGACCUCGCCGCCUUCGAGGCCCUGAUCCCCGCCCUGCUCGCGCACAUCCCCCGCGACGGGGCCACGGCCGUCGACCUCCAGGAUCUCUUCUUCCGGUACACCAUCGACUCGGCUACGGAUUUCUUGUUCGGGCAGUCCGUCGGCAGUCUGACGAUGCAGCGCAGCGAGCUCGAUUUCGCCGCGGCGUUCAACUAUGCCCAGGAGGCGAUGACGGUGCGCGCGAUCCUGGGGCCGUUCGGGCGGUUCUACUACGAUAAGAAGGCGGAGCAGUGCAAUCGGAUCUGUCGGGAGUUUGCGCUGCCGUUUGUGGACGAGGCGGUUCGGGCUGUUCGGGACGGUGGGAGUGGGAGUGGGAGGGGGAGUGGGGCCAGGGCCAGGAAGACCGAGAAGUAUGUCUUCUCGCAUGAGCUAGCCUCAAGAACGAGCGAUCAGCGCCGCAUCCUCGAUGAGCUCAUGAAUGUGCUCCUCGCCGGGAGGGAUACCACCGCCAGUCUGCUGAGUAACAUGUUCUUCAUGCUGGCGAAACAUCCCGCGGUGUGGGCGAAAUUGCGGACGGAGGUGGUGACGGCGUUGGAGGGCCGGUUGCCCUCGUAUGAGGAGCUGAGGGGGUUGAGGUAUCUGCGGUGUUGCGUGAAUGAGUCGCUCCGACUCCACCCCGUCGUCCCGAUGAACGAUCGCGUCGCCGUCAGGGAUACGGUCUUGCCGGUUGGAGGUGGUCCGGAUGGACGCGCGCCGGUCUUCGUGCCCCAGGAUACGAUCGUCGCGUAUAAUGUGUAUGCCAUGCAUCGGCGGAGGGACUUUUACGGGGACGACGCGGAUGUCUACCGGCCGGAACGGUGGGAGGAUGGCCGGCUGCAGCCGCGAUGGGAGUACCUCCCGUUCAACGGGGGCCCGCGCAUCUGCAUCGGGCAGCAGUAUGCGUUGACGGAGGUGGCGUAUGUGACGGUGCGGCUGGCGCAGGAGUUCGCGGGGCUGGAGAGUCGCGAUCCGGGCCCGUGGGAGGAGUCGCUGACGCUGACUGUGUGUUCGCGCAACGGGACCAGGGUGUGUUUGACGCCGGCCUAG
Molecule: messenger RNA, 1548 nt
Organism: Aspergillus japonicus CBS 114.51
Lineage: Eukaryota; Fungi; Ascomycota; Eurotiomycetes; Eurotiales; Aspergillaceae
Product: cytochrome P450
Exons: 2
Coding region: 1-1548 (515 amino acids)
Molecular function (GO): heme binding; oxidoreductase activity, acting on paired donors, with incorporation or reduction of molecular oxygen, reduced flavin or flavoprotein as one donor, and incorporation of one atom of oxygen; iron ion binding
Source: RefSeq, a predicted model, not a curated record